UACCGUAGGGGAACUAUUUCCUUAAAGGGGGAUUACAAAAUACAGCUCGCCAUCUACAACACUUCUCCCCGUGUUUGAUAGAUUCUAUAGAAAUUAACAUCCGUUUUAUACUUUGCUUUUUAUGCGUUAAUUCAUCAUUGACCUAAAGAACCUGUACAACUACACUGAACGACAUGGGCUUUAGACUUUGCCUCCCCCUUACAUGAAACCGUCCAGUGAAAUGACGUAGUUCCUUCUUCGCUUAGAUAAUGCCAUUUUGGUAGGCCGUACAUGGUGUUCUGUUUUCGCCUCGUGGAAGAAAUAUAACCGUAAAAUCCUCACAAUAAACGUGGAAUCAGAAGAGUCUGCCGUUUAAGUUUUACAACUAAUUUAGCAUGCGUGAGUUACUUUGAGGGAAGCGCUUUUUCGAAUUCGUGAGCAGGGUAUCGUACGCAGUUUACAUUCUCAAGCACAUUCUAGCGGCUGUCGUCCGCUGUUGACGACACAGAUCGCCGUACCAGCGAACAAAGGAAAAAUAAAAAGUUACUGUUUGGAGAAAAAAAUAAAACAAUGGCCGAGGGUUACAUUCGAGUGGCUGAGGAGGAAAACGAGGAACCCAUGGAGAUCCCGUCGGAGGAUGACGGCACUGUUCUGCUGUCCACCGUUGCUGCUCAGUUUCCAGGGGCGUGCGGCCUACGGUUCAGGAGCCCCGUGUCCCAGUGCAUGAGGGGCGUGCGCCUCGUUGAAGGGGUCCUGCACGCUCCCGAAAACGGAUGGGGGAAUAUCGUGUAUGUGGUGAACUAUCCAAAAGAUAACAAAAGGAAAAUGGAUGAAAUCGAUGCCUCUUCAGCUGUGAAGAUGAAGAGAGGGGAUAUGAAGACAUCUGACCUGAUUGUACUUGGUCUUCCGUGGAAAACAACAGAACAGGACCUGAAAGACUACUUUAGCACAUUUGGAGAAGUCAUCAUGGUUCAGGUAAAACGUGAUGCCAAAACGGGGAACUCUAAAGGUUUUGGCUUUGUGAGGUUCACCGAAUAUGAGGCUCAAGAAAAGGUGAUCUCCCAGCGCCAUAUGAUUGAUGGGAGAUGGUGCGACUGCAAGCUCCCAAAUUCGAAGCAAGGUCCAGAUGAGCCACUGAGGAGUAGGAAGGUGUUUGUUGGACGCUGCACUGAAGAUAUGACUACAGACGAUCUACGGCAGUUCUUUAUGCAGUAUGGGGAAGUCACAGAUGUCUUCAUCCCAAAGCCUUUCCGUGCUUUUGCCUUUGUCACAUUUGCAGAUGACCAGGUGGCCCAGUCUCUCUGUGGAGAGGAUCUUAUUAUAAAAGGAGUCAGUGUUCACAUCUCAAAUGCUGAGCCCAAACAUGGCAAUAGGCAGUUUGAUCGUACAGCACGAUUUGGAAAUGGCUUUGGAGCUCAAGCAUUUGGUAGCAGCCGCGGUGGGUUGGGCAGCAGCACUAACAGUAGUCUGGCUAAUUUUGGUUCCUUCAGUUUGAACCCUGCCAUGAUGGCUGCCGCACAGGCUGCUCUGCAAAGUAGUUGGGGGAUGAUGGGUAUGUUGGCUAGCCAGCAGCAGACUUCCACCUCAGGCAGCACCUCCAGUGGAACGAGUUCUAGCAGGGACCAGAGUCAGUCUUUCAGUACAGGCAACAGCAACUACGGCACCAGCUCAGCCAGUCUCGGCUGGGGCACAGGGUCAAACUCUACGACCAGUGGCAGUGGGUUUAGCUCAGGUUUUGGGUCCAGCAUGGAGUCAAAGUCAUCUGGGUGGGGUAUGUAAGCUAAGUGUUUGUAUGGUAAGUAUUGUGAGAAAGAUGAGUCUUUUCAAAAUUUAUUUCUGGUGUUGAUGCGUAUCUGAAAACACUUUUUGUGGAAGAUGUUUUGUACAUUUGGAAAAAAAAAAUGCUAAAGAUUUAAUUUAGGAAGUGUUGAAGUGAGCCGUUUACCAGGAUCUCUGACUAAAGUGCUAUUUUUGACGUCUUGUUUGUUUGUAUCCAUUUCAACUGGAUUCUCUAAUGCAUGUAUUGUGAAAUGUGAUGCCCAUUUUGAAAAUGCAUGAAUGUUUGUGGUUCACCAUUAUCUGGCUUUGUCAUCGACUUAAAAGGCAAUCUUGCAUUGGAAAGAAUCUGGUUGAAACCUAAAUGUUUUAAGUGCAACUUUAUUUGCAGUCAAGUUCUGUGGAAAAGCCUUCAUUGAAAUCUCUUCUGCAGUUCACCUCUCUUCCAUUUCCCUGUGAGGAAGCUCCUCUUUGGCAGCAUUGUUGGGGUGAUAUCGGUAUCAUUCUCCCUCUUCCCACCUGUAAAUGCUAUGCCAUCACAGAUCGGCUACACUCCGCAUGUUCUAAGAGACGGUGGGUGUUUUCACUUUUAUCCACUUUUAAAUGGAAAGAACUGCGCAACUGACAUUUUAAGAACUGAUGAGUGCGAUUGAGGAUGGCUUGUGGCGCGGAGUGAAGCGAUGAGUGAGCGAACGGAGAGAGACGCGUGAAACGGACUGGCUGUGCGAUGAAAGAGCCCAAUUUUGACUGUUUUCUGAGUGUGUGAGUGGAAGCUGCAGAUGCUACGAGCGCCUCCCCUAACAUGGACAUUGUUUAAUUAGUACUCCAAGAUUUUUCUUUUUUUUUUUAAUCUUUGCAAGUUUUUCCUUAAGUAUGUCUAUCAAGUGCAGAAAUAUCAAAAUGUAGUGGAAUGUUGUGAUGACUCUUUGUACUGCUUAUAUUAUCUGAUUUGAAUGCUGUAUGGUGUGUGUUUUCAUGUUAUUGAACUGAUCUGUAAGUGUGUAUUUGAUGUGGAUGACACCAGCUGAAGACCUUGGGGGACGCGAGUGAUAGUGUGAGAACGUGGAGUGGUGUGUCCAAUGGUUCCCCGUAGCUCUUGUCGUUUGUGAGGUGUUUCAAAACAUGUCAAAUGAAGGGAGUUCUCUAAUAAAGUUCAUUUGAAUAGUUACUUAGUUGAUAUUACCUGAGUCGGUCUGUAAAAUCAAAAACAUCUAAUCCAAUUCACAUAUCUAGGGACCUUGGGCUCUGCUGGUCGAGGUCUCCGUUUGAAC
Menidia menidia (Atlantic silverside) is the source of this 3026-nucleotide messenger RNA. The record is from the annotation of a GenBank genome assembly. NCBI's taxonomy places the organism in Eukaryota, Metazoa, Chordata, Actinopteri, Atheriniformes, Atherinopsidae.